GACAGCGCGGUUGUUCACGUUGAAAAAAGAUUACCUAGGUAACUUUAAUAAGUCGAAAUUGACUAUUAAAUGAUCUGAAGCAACUUCUUUAAAAUUUGAAGUUGAAAUCAUUCACAAAGUAGCUCAUAAGUGUUCGGAGUUGCUUUGAAGGAAUUUCAAGCAACUUCUCUAAAGGUCACUCUAAAUUAUUUUGAUCUAAUAUGGGCUCAGAGUGGUAAGAAUAAUUUUUAAUUUCAAAAAGUCUAGAUUUCUCAAAUCAAAAUAUCCGUUUACUAAUUAGUAUCAUUUCUACGCAAAUUAAUCUAGAUAUUCCCGGUGUAGCGUGACCUUAAAUCCCUAGGAUUCAACUGAUUUUCAUCAUGUCACGUACUUUAUGCUUAUUAUGCCACGUAUUAUAAACAUGCAGAGUGUUCUCGAAGUUAUUUAGUCCAAGGAAAUUCGCCUCCCUAGCGAAGGUAUCUUAAAGUUUUGGAAACAAAAUGUAUGCCCGCUAAGGGAAAUUUCUCGUUUUUGUUUCGACUCAACUUACAACUUACAGAACGCCCAAUUUAAUUUAUAUUGUUUUUUUUUUUUUUUCGGAAGUUGUGUACGCAAAAUAAGCCGCGCGAGGCUUUAAACUGGAUAAAAAGCCGAGGAAAAAGUUGCAUCGAGAAAAUGGAAAGCAAGACAAAUCGCACAUAAAAGGGAAUUUUCCACCGACACAAAGCCUCCUCUGUUUGAAACCAGGCGAGAAAGGAGAUAAGGAUUCUUUACCGAUUUUUUCUCAAGGAUUUCAAGUUUAAUAACAAAGAGUGCAAUAAAAUACAUUUCAUUUACAUUCAAUAGAUGCAAUUCACCUUUUGAACUCUUCCCUAUCAAUUCAUUAUGUAAACAAUCAAUGAAUAUUUAUUUAACCAAUCGAUCUGGUAUAUGAUAUACAAGGAGGGACAAUAUCUAUGUAUUACCCUUCCUCUCUUGAUUUAAAGUUCCUUUCGUAUUAAGACCUGUACAUACGUUUCUCAUCCUAUUCUUCAUCCAUCUUUUUCCUUUCCCAAAUUUCCAGCAAUCAUCCAGCAGGUUUUGUCUCAGAAAUCUCAACAAGUUUACCAAAACAAACAUCAUGUUUCUGAUACCUAUUUCAAAUCUGACGUAAUUUUUAUGUGUCCAAAAUCUUUUCAUGAGAACACUCUGUAGUUUAUAAACGUUGAAAUGUUAAUUAUUGGUGUUUUAAAAGUUUGAUAAUACAACUGAACUAUAAUCGUGCUCACCAGGUACAACAAAGAACAAAGAGAGCAUUUUUACAAAAACAAAAAAAUAUCCCAAGUUCAAGUUACAAAAUUUUUGAAUUGCUUAUAUGAACAUCAAGUGCAAUGUGCGUUUAAUUAUCCAUAUUCUUGACUAUUGUCGUAAGUAGGUAUAUUGAACUUUAAGUCAAGCGAAAUGAAAAACAUUUUCAUGCAGAUAGCAAUUUAUUGACAAUUUUCCUUUAGUACCUAAUAAUUAUAGAUUGUUAGAUAUGGCUAGCUGUAUAACAGAAAAUCUUUCUUCUGCACUACAAUUUAAUGAAAAUAAAAAUCCGAAAGUAACUUAUAAAAUCGUAUGGAGUAAUGUCGUAUUAUUUACUUCGUUGCAUCUUGUUGGAGUUUACGGUUGUUACCUGACAAUAUUUGCAGCUAAAGUGGACACAAUAAUUUACGCAUUUGGACUCUAUAUGCUGUCAGCAUUCGGAAUAACAGGAGGAGCUCACAGACUUUGGUCCCAUCGAUCGUACAAAGCCAAAUUACCCCUAAGAAUAUUUUUGAUAAUAUGCCAUACGAUAUCUUAUGAGAAUUCCGUGAUACGUUGGGCGAGAGACCACAGAGUGCAUCACAAAUAUCAAGAAACAGAAGCGGAUCCACAUAAUGCAAAAAGAGGGUUUUUCUUCUCGCAUAUUGGUUGGCUUUUGGUCAAGAAACAUCCCGCAGUUGAGGCCAAAGGCAAAACUAUUGAUAUGACGGAUUUGUAUAGUGAUGCUCUAGUAAAGUUUCAGCACAAAUACAUCAGCAUCUUGGGCGUAUUAAUGGCCAUCAUCAUACCUACAGCCCUACCCAUGCUAAUUUGGAAUGAAACUUUCAAAAGUGCCUAUUCCCUUAAUGUUUUCCGUAUAUUAGCCGGCUUGCACGUGACGUGGCUAGUAAAUUCCGCCGCACAUUUGUAUGGAAAUAGGCCAUAUGAUAGAAAUAUCGGUGCCAGACAAAAUUCGUUUGUGUCUUUCGUAGGUAUCGGCGAAGGAUGGCACAAUUUCCAUCACGCCUUUCCAUGGGACUACAGGGCAUCCGAUUUCGGCACUUUAAACUUGACUUUGCAUUUGUUGAACUUCUUCGCUAGAAUCGGAUGGGCUUACGAUUUGAAAAUUGCUACUCCGGAUGCGGUGCAAAGACGAUGUUUACGCACCGGAGAUUCUAAUGAAAACGACUUUUGAAAUAAAUUUUUCAGACGAACAA
Messenger RNA from Ceutorhynchus assimilis (cabbage seed weevil), 2462 nucleotides. NCBI's taxonomy places the organism in Eukaryota, Metazoa, Arthropoda, Insecta, Coleoptera, Curculionidae. The record is from the annotation of a GenBank genome assembly.